UUAAUUACUUUUUUUUGCUUGUGAGAGAUCUGCAUUGGUUCAGUGAUCAUAAUGUUAAAGGAGAGUAAAGGGCAACAAGAAGGCAGCCAAAAGAAGCCUGAGUUUAGCUCUUUUGCCUCUCUCUCUGUCUAUCUCUCUCGUUGAGUGCAAGUAAGCGAAACAGAGUGGAAAGGAAGAGGAAGGGAGGGAAAAAUAUUGGAAUGUGUCAGUUUUAGUUGCACAAGUAGGUUUAUAUACGUCUACACCAAUGGGCUUGAAUGUGGUACCUGCAACAGUUGGUGCUUCUUUCUUUGACAUACGGAUUCUUUUGUAGUGAUCUUUUUCUAGCUAUUCUAGAACGAUAGUUGUUUGUAGCUUGACUUUUAUCGAUAUUUCCUCCUCCUCUUCUUCUUCUUCUUCUUCUUCUUCUUGUCCUGCUGUCACUUGUAGAUGUUGUUGAUGGUGUUGGCAGUCAGAAUGUGAAUCUGCUCUCCGUUUAAGCUUUUUGGAGGUAGCUUCUAUUCGUUGAUGGGGAUUUUGGGGUUGGGUGGAGUGAAUGAGAGAGGUGGUCUUCGUGGCUCGGGGAGUAUGGAAGCCGUGAGUUACUUUGAAGUGGACGUCAAUGGCCGACAGAGCUUCUUCAUUGACAAGGGAAUUAUAUCAUCCUAUUCAGGUAAAGUUUCCCAAAUUUUCCAACAACAAUCAGCCUCUGUUACCAAUCUUCAUGGCCGACCUCCGAGAGUCGCACUCAAUGAUCUUCCGGGAGGAUCAGAAGCAUUUGAGCUGUUGACAAGGUUCUGCUACAGCAAUGGAAAAACUCAUAUAACUCCUUCAAACGUUUGUCGCCUUCAUUGUGCUGCCAUUUUCAUGGAGAUGACUGAAGAGCUGCAUACGAACAACUUGGUCACGCAGACUGACAGAUUCCUUCAGGGGAUGGUGUAUUGGACUUGGUCGGAAAACUUGGUGGUGUUGAAACAAUGCCAAGAAUUUAUAGCCCCUGCAACUUCAUCCGGAAUCCUGUAUAAAAUCAUCAACUCUAUGCUACUAAAGCUCGCUGCAAAUAAUGAAUCAAGCCCUUCUAGUUCUUCUCCAGAGAGUUCAUCUGUCCGAUUUUCUUGUGACACAAAAAGCAGUGAAUUCGCGAAGAACUCUGGCCAAUCCUGGUGGUUUGAAGAUUUUUCUGGUUUAAGUACCCUGGUUAUUGAGAAAUUUAUCAUGGAAAUGGUCCGCCACAAAAUCGAUAAUCUUAUCAUCAGCAGGUUCCUGUUUUAUUACUUCAAAUCCCGCUUCCCCUCCUCGACACCUAUCGAGAAACUGGAGAUUACAGAGGCAGUUGUAAAUCUGUUAAGUCUGUUAGAUAAGAACUCUAUUUCUUGUAAAGGGUUGUUUGCAAUUCUAAGAAUGACUUCUGGUUUGGCAAUCAGCAAGAGCUGUAGAGACCAGUUAGAGUCCAUGAUCGGUUCACAGCUUGAUCAGGCAACACUGGAUAAUUUACUUUUUCCUGCACCGGUUAAAAUGGGGUCUCUCUAUGACGUGAAUCUGGUAUUAAGAUUUUUGAAGUCCUUCAUUGGUGGAGAUGGGAUCUCUGCAACAGCACUGAAGAGGGUUGGGGUCUUGAUGGACAAAUAUAUUGCUGAAGUAGCGCCUGAUUCUUCCCUAAAGCCUUCAAAAUUCAUUGCUCUAGUGAAGGCUCUGCCUGAUUCCGCAAGGGAGUCAUAUGAUGAGAUUUACAGAGCCUUGGACAUGUAUCUGGAGGUACAUGCAGGGUUAUCAGAAGAAGACAGAGUGAAGAUUUGCAGAGUUUUGAAUCAUGAGAAGCUCUCGCUAGAAGCCUGCAAACACAUCACCAAGAAUUCGAACAUCCCCUCAAGGGCUGCCAUUCAGGCAGUGAUCUCUCAGCAAUCAAAGCUCAAGAGCUUACUUGAGGGAUAUGAUCACUUCUCAUCUGACAUUAAUACUACCCCUCUUAGUUACAAAAGCAAAGUUAGCAAAAGCACUUGCCAUGAAGUAGACGAUCAGAUCGUUCUCUUGGCAAAGAAGGUUGAUUUGUCAAUGGAGAACGAGAAACUGAAAGCCCACUUACAAGGGAUGCAAUGGAAGGUGAUAGAGCUGGAAAAGAUGUGCAAGAAAAUGCAGAGCCAAAUGUCCAGAAUGAUGAUGAAGAACAAAGUAGCGAGCCAUGGAAAUGCAAGGCUGCCUAGACUCUGCUCUUGAUAUUUGUAAAGUUUUUUUUUUUUUUUUCUCCUUGUUAAAGUGUAUGAUAAGGAAAUAUUUGAUUAAUGCUUCUAUAAGAUUGCCAUUUUCAUUCA
Molecule: messenger RNA, 2288 nt
Organism: Nymphaea colorata (pocket water lily)
Lineage: Eukaryota; Viridiplantae; Streptophyta; Magnoliopsida; Nymphaeales; Nymphaeaceae
Product: BTB/POZ domain-containing protein At3g22104
Exons: 3
Coding region: 508-2193 (561 amino acids)
Source: RefSeq, a predicted model, not a curated record